AUGUUGUUUUUGUGGUUGCUUUUACCAGCAGCUUUUGCCCAUCAACUUAGCGGGAGAAUUGAAAUAGAUGAUGUCGAUUCUUCUAGAACAAAAGUUGAGCUCUAUAGCCCGAACGUAACUAUCACAACCAGAAUUCUCCAUGACGGGUCAUUUUCCAUUUCAGAUCCUCCGACCGGAACCUACAAACUUAGUCUGCAAUUGCAAGAUUACGCUCUAAAAAAUGAUCGGUAUCGCGUUGAAGUUACAAAUGAGAACAUCACUGCCCACAAAUACGUUACGAAUCAGAAUUGGACUGAGUCAGGCUCGUUGGUCGAGUUGCCCCUAUUCGUCCCCUUUGAAAACGUGGUUGCCAGAAAAUACAUUGAAAUAUCCAGUGGUGGUAUACUAGCUAAUAAUAGUUGGAUUAUAUGGGCUCAGCAGAACCCGCUGAUGGCCCUAGGAGUCUUGGUUACAGCCGCAAUAGGGUUGUUCCCUCAUGUGAUGAAUUACUUUGAUCCUGGCUUUACCAAGCGAAUCUUGGAGGAGACUGUCCAACCAAAACCGGAAUCACCAGAAGAUGCAAACAGGAGUAUUAGUUCCAACAGCAAUGAGUCAACGACUACUGCAAGGGGAAGCUCCCAAAAGCCGAUUCGAAAAAGGAAGUAA
Komagataella phaffii GS115 is the source of this 645-nucleotide messenger RNA. RefSeq lists its product as hypothetical. The record is from RefSeq and is a predicted model, not a curated record. The transcript has a single exon. Bases 1 to 645 code for a protein of 214 amino acids. NCBI's taxonomy places the organism in Eukaryota, Fungi, Ascomycota, Pichiomycetes, Pichiales, Pichiaceae.